Messenger RNA from Parascedosporium putredinis, 1083 nucleotides. The record is from the annotation of a GenBank genome assembly. NCBI's taxonomy places the organism in Eukaryota, Fungi, Ascomycota, Sordariomycetes, Microascales, Microascaceae.
AUGCUGCUCGUCUGGAAGGGCGGCUCCUACGAGGUCAAGGUCCCCAACCAGGCCAUUCCCGGCAUCAUCGUCGGCGUCGGCAUCGGCUUCGGUCUGCUCGUCGCCUUCUUCCUCUGCCCCUGGCUCUACCGCUACAUCGUCGUCGAGGACUGGCAGCUCAAGUGGUACGACGUCUUCAAGGGGCCCCUCGUCCUCCGCCGCGGCGAGGUGCCCCCGCCUCCUCCCGGCUUCAAGGGCAUCGUCCGCGACUUUUACCAGGGUCGCCUCACCAAGGAGCAGCUCGAUGCCAAGCGCGCCGCCCAGGCCGCCCGUGCUGCUCGCGCUGCCGAGGGCGGUGAUGAGAUCCAAAAGGUCGCCGCUCAGGACAGCGAUGCCGCCGCCUCCGGUGCCGAGAAGGGCCUCUUCGCUGGCAAGGACGACCCCAACUCCCCGAUGACGUCUCCGAGGAGUUCGCCUCCGAGCCCGGUCACAAGUCCCUCGUCGGUCCCAAGCCCGAGGAUCUCCCUGGCACUCCAAGCAGAUGCUCUUCUGAGCGAGAAGACCGCGCUCGGUGGCGACGUCGAGGAGAUGCACUCCCGCGCCGCUCGCUACGAUAACAAGGCCGAGUUCCUCUUCACCUUUAUGCAAAUCGUCACCAACUCUGCCAUGGCUUUCACCCAUGGCGCGAACGAUGUCUCCAAGCCGCCUCCCCGAGGACGGCAAGUCCCCGUCCCCAUCUGGAUUCUCUUCUUCGGUGGUGCCGGUAUCGUCAUUGGUCUCUGGACGUACGGAUACAACAUCAUGCGCAACCUCGGCAACCGCCUGACCCUGCAGUCGCCCUCGCGCGGCUUCUCCAUGUCGCUCGGUUCCGUCGCCACCGUCAUCCUGGCUACUCGUCUCAAGCUCCCCGUCUCUACUACCCAGUGCAUGACCGGUGCCACCGUCGGCGUGGGUCUCUGCAACGGCGAGUGGCGGGCCGUCAACUGGCGCAUGGUGGCUUGGAUCUACCUCGGAUGGUUCAUCACCCUCCCCAUCACCGGUAUCAUCUCGGGAUGCCUCAUGGGUCUCAUCAUCAACGCUCCCAGGUGGGGCAUGGCCGACUAA